Messenger RNA from Spirodela intermedia, 3558 nucleotides. Lineage: Eukaryota; Viridiplantae; Streptophyta; Magnoliopsida; Alismatales; Araceae. The record is from the annotation of a GenBank genome assembly.
AUGGCGUCCAUCCUAAAGAACAACAGAUCCGUCCGGCUGAGCUCUUCCUCCUCCGUCAGCUUCCUCCGGCGCAGCUCCUCGGGUCGGCUCAACUCCGGCGAGUUCCAGGGCUACCACGUCCACAUACCGCCGACCCCCGACAACCAGCCGAUGGCCGGCUGCGAGGUCCCGGUGGACGCCUCGAUCGCCGCUCGGGUGGAGGAGCAGUACGUCUCGAGCUCCAUCUUCACUGGAGGGUUCAACAGCGUCACCAGAGCGCACAUCCUGGAUAAGGUGACGGACACCGCGGCGAGCCACCCGCAGAUGGCCGGCGGCGCCGGCGGCAGCUCUUCCUGCGCCGUCGCUGGCUGCGACGGUAAGGUCCUGCGGGACGAGCGCGGCCGCGAGAUCCUCCCGUGCGCAUGCGACUUCAAGAUCUGCGCCGACUGCUUCUCCGACGCCGUCAGGGAAGGGGGAAUCGGAGGAGCUGUCUGCCCCGGCUGCAAGGAACCGUACCGGACGGCGGACAUAGAGGAGGCGGCGGCGGCGGGGGACCGGGCGGCGCUGCCGCUCCCACCGCCGCCGGGAGGGGUGUCGAAGAUGGAGAGGAGGUUGUCCCUGAUGAAGUCCGGCAAGUUCUCCCGGAGCCAGACGGGGGACUUCGACCACAACCGAUGGCUGUACGAGACCAAGGGCACCUACGGCUACGGCAACGCCUUCUGGCCCAAGGAGAACGGCGGCGACGGCGGCGGCGACGAUGUCGGCGGGCAGCCGACGGAGCUCGCCGCCAAGCCGUGGAGGCCGCUCACCCGGAAGCUGAAGAUCCCCGCCGCCAUCCUCAGCCCUUACAGGUAGGUAGAUUCGCGCUCUGCGAUUUUUACGAGACUUUGCUGUUGCAGGAGAAGGCAUGUAGGAUUGAUUAUCCGAUGAUGGUGGAUGGGUGCGUGACUGUUCAUCAUCUCCGGCAGGGUUCUGGUGUUCCUCCGGAUGAUCGCGCUGGGGCUGUUCUUGGCGUGGAGGAUCAGGCACAAGAACGAGGACGCGAUCUGGCUAUGGGGGAUGUCGGUGGUGUGCGAGGUCUGGUUCGCCUUCUGCUGGCUGCUGGACCAGCUCCCCAAGCUCUCCCCGAUCAACCGCGCCACUGACCUCGCCGUGCUGAAGGAGAAGUUUGAGAGCAGCGGCGGCGGCGGCGGCAAGUCCGACCUGCCGGGGAUCGACAUCUUUGUCUCCACCGCCGACCCGGAGAAGGAGCCGCCGCUGGUCACCGCGAACACCAUCCUUUCCAUCCUCGCCGCCGACUACCCCGUCGAGAAGCUCGCAUGCUACGUCUCCGACGACGGUGGCGCCCUCCUGACCUUCGAGGCCAUGGCGGAGGCCGCGAGCUUCGCCCACAUCUGGGUCCCCUUCUGCCGGAAGCACGAGAUCGAGCCCAGAAAUCCCGAGAGCUACUUCAACCUACGCAAGGAUCCUUACAAGAACAAGCUCCGGCCGGACUUCGUCAGAGAUCGCCGGCGGGUGAAGCGCGAGUACGACGAGUUCAAGGUCAGGAUCAACGGCCUCCCUGACUCCAUCCGCCGCCGCUCCGACGCUUACCACGCCCGCGAGGAGAUCAAGGCCAUGAAGCUUCGCCGUGACGCCGCCGCCGCCGAGGGCGAGAACUCCAUCGCCGCCGCCGCCGCCGCCGCCGCCGCCGCCGCCGCCGCCGCCGCCGCCGGAGAAGCUCUGAAGAUCCCCAAGGCCACCUGGAUGGCUGACGGCACGCACUGGCCGGGCACCUGGACGGUCCCCUCGCCGGAGCACGCCAGGGGAGACCACGCCGGCAUCAUCCAGGUGAUGCUGAAGCCACCCAGCGACGCCCCCCUCCACGGCGGCGCCCCCGCCACCGCCGGUGGUAUCCUCGACCUGGCGGAGGUGGACAUCCGGCUGCCCAUGCUGGUCUACGUCUCCCGCGAGAAGCGCCCCGGAUACGACCACAACAAGAAGGCCGGCGCCAUGAACGCCCUGGUCCGAGCUUCAGCGGUCAUGUCCAAUGGCCCCUUCAUCCUCAACCUCGACUGCGACCACUACGUCUACAACUCGCAGGCGCUGCGGGAGGGCAUUUGCUUCAUGAUGGACAGAGGCGGCGACCGCCUCUGCUACGUCCAGUUCCCUCAGAGGUUCGAAGGCAUCGACCCCUCCGACCGCUACGCCAACCACAACUCCGUCUUCUUCGACGUCAACAUGCGCGCCCUCGACGGCCUCCAAGGCCCCGUCUACGUCGGCACCGGCUGCCUCUUCCGCCGCCUCGCCCUCUACGGCUUCGACCCACCUCACCUCCAAGCUCCGCCGCCGCACCAAACCCAGGCGGCGCUGCUGCAGACGGCCUGCAACGAGGACGACGAGGACGAGGAGAAGAAGAUGAUCAACCCGUCGACGGCGGCGACGUUCAGGAAGCAGUUCGGCAACUCCGACGUGCUGGUGGAGUCGAUCCCGGUGGCGGAGUACGAGGGGCGGCCGCUGGGGGACCAUCCGGCGGUGAGGAACGGGCGGCGGCCGGGGGCGCUCACCAUAGCCAGGGACUUGCUGGACGCGGCGGCGGUGGCGGAGGCCAUCGCCGUGAUCUCCUGCUGGUACGAGGACAAGACGGAGUGGGGGCGCCGCCUCGGGUGGAUCUACGGCUCCGUCACCGAGGACGUGGUCACCGGCUACCGCAUGCACAACCGCGGGUGGCGCUCCGUCUACUGCGUCUCCGCCACCAAGAGGGACGCCUUCCGGGGGACGGCUCCGAUCAAUCUCACCGAUCGCCUGCACCAGGUGCUCCGGUGGGCCACUGGCUCGGUGGAGAUCUUCUUCUCCGGCAACAACGCGCUGCUCGCCAGCUCCAGGAUGAAGCUCCUGCAGAGGGUCGCCUACCUCAACGUGGGCAUCUACCCCUUCACCUCCGUCUUCCUCCUGGUCUACUGCUUCCUCCCGGCGCUGUCGCUUUUCUCCGGUCAGUUCAUCGUGCAGAGCUUGAACGUGACCUUCUUGGCGUACCUGCUGGCGAUCACCGUGACGAUGUGCAUGCUGGCGGCGCUGGAGAUUAAAUGGUCGGGGAUCGGGCUGGAGGAGUGGUGGCGGAACGAGCAGUUCUGGCUGAUCGGCGGCACCAGCGCGCACCUCGCCGCCGUGUUGCAGGGGCUGCUGAAGGUCGUCGCGGGGAUCGAGAUCUCCUUCACGCUCACCUCGAAGUCCGCCGGAGGAGGAGACGGAGACGACGACGAGUUCGCCGACCUGUACGCGUUGAAGUGGAGCUCGCUGAUGAUCCCCCCGCUGACCAUCAUCAUGGUGAAUGUUGUGGCCAUUGCAGUGGGGAUCAGCAGGACCAUCUACAGCGUGCUGCCGCAGUGGAGCAGGCUGCUGGGCGGGGUGUUCUUCAGCUUCUGGGUGCUGGCCCAUCUCUACCCGUUCGCCAAGGGGCUCAUGGGGAGGAGGGGGAGGACCCCCACGGUGGUCUUCGUCUGGUCCGGACUCAUCGCCAUCACCAUCUCCCUCCUCUGGGUAGCCAUCAACCCCCCUUCCUCCAGCUCCCAGAUUGGCGGCUCCUUCACCUUCCCGUGA